AUGGUGGAUGUGAAGUGUCUGAGAGACUGUGAAUUACAGAACCGACUUGAGAAUCUUGGAUUUUCACCUGGUCCCAUGCUACCUUCCACCAGAAAGUUGUAUGAAAAAAAGUUAGUGCAACUGUUGGUCUCACCUCCCUGCACAGCACCUAUGAUGAAUGGACCCAGAGAGCUGCAUGGACCUGAGGACAGUGACGACAGCGAAGAGCUUAAUAUCAUUUUGAAAGGAAAUAUCACAGUCUCCACAGAAAAAAGCAAGGAACCCAAAAAAAGACCCAAGGCUUUCACCACUAAUCCAAAGGCUCUAGAUGUCUACUGCCCAAAUUAUAAGGCUUUCAAGAAAAUAAGGUGUGCUGCAAGAGCAGCAAGCAUCAGAAUCAAAGGUGGGACUAUCACCAAAGGGAAAGACUGCUGUGUGGUAAACUGGAAUGUUGAGAGCAGGGGGCAAGAAGUGUUCCCAGUGGGCUUGAAGCUUGCUGUGCUUGGCAUCUUUAUCAUCGUGGUGUUUGUCUACAUAACUGUGGAAAAGAAGCCGCUCUUUGGUUAA
Cynocephalus volans (Philippine flying lemur) is the source of this 546-nucleotide messenger RNA. RefSeq names its product LEM domain containing 1 (gene LEMD1). The coding region runs from base 1 to 546 and encodes 181 amino acids. The record is from RefSeq and is a predicted model, not a curated record. Lineage: Eukaryota; Metazoa; Chordata; Mammalia; Dermoptera; Cynocephalidae. The transcript is spliced from 5 exons.